CCCCCCACCAGGUGGCCACUCGGCUCCAAUCGGCCCCCAACCCCUCGGCCCUGCUGACCCUGCGCAUGGAAUUCACUCGCAUCCUGUGCAGCCACGAGCACUACGUGACCCUCAACCUGCCCUGCUGCCCCCUGUCACCCCCGGCCUCUCCCUCCCCCUCCGUGUCCUCCACCACCUCCCAGAGCUCCACCUUCUCCAGCCAGGCCCCAGACCCCAAGGUGACCAGCAUGUUUGAGCUGAGUGGGCCAUUCCGGCAGCAGCACUUCCUGGCUGGGCUCCUGCUGACGGAGCUGGCUCUGGCCCUCGAGCCUGAGGCUGAGGGGGCUUUCCUGUUGCACAAGAAGGCCAUCAGCGCUGUGCACAGCCUGCUCUGCAGCCAUGACACUGACCCCCGCUAUGCCGAGGCUACCGUGAAGGCUCGUGUGGCUGAGCUGUACCUACCGCUGCUGUCGCUUGCACGGGACACACUGCCACGGCUACAUGACUUUGUUGAGGGCCCAGGUCAGCGGUCAAGACUGGCCUCAAUGCUGGACUCAGACACAGAAGGCGAAGGGGACAUCGGGGGCACCAUCAACCCCUCCGUGGCCAUGGCCAUCGCUGGUGGCCCUCUGGCCCCCGGCUCCCGGGCCAGCAUCUCCCAGGGCCCGCCCACGGCGUCACGCGCAGGCUGCUCCCUCUCCGCUGAAUCGAGCCGGACCUUACUAGCUUGUGUGCUGUGGGUGCUGAAGAAUGCAGAGCCUGGACUUCUGCAGCGCUGGACCACUGACCUGGCCCUCCCGCAGCUGGGACGCCUCCUGGACUUGCUCUACCUCUGCCUGGCCGCCUUCGAGUACAAGGGGAAAAAAGCCUUUGAGCGCAUCAACAGCCUCACCUUCAAAAAGUCCCUGGACAUGAAGGCGAAGCUGGAGGAGGCCAUCCUGGGCACCAUUGGAGCUCGGCAGGAAAUGGUUCGCCGGAGUCGUGAGAGAAGCCCAUUUGGGACCCAGGAGAAUGUGCGCUGGCGGAAGAGCGUCACGCACUGGAAGCCGACCUUGGACCGCGUGGACAAGACCAAGGAUGAGAUGGAACAUGAGGCCCUGGUGGAAGGGAACUUGGCGACCGAGGCGAGCCUGGUGGUUCUGGACACACUGGAGAUCAUAGUGCAGACGGUGAUGCUCUCUGAGGCCCGGGAGAGCAUCUUGGGUGCAGUGCUGAAGGUUGUGUUGUACAGUCUGGGCACUGCCCAGAGCGCCCUCUUCCUGCAGCAUGGCCUGGCCACCCAGCGGGCCCUGGUGUCUAAGUUCCCGGAGCUGCUUUUCGAGGAGGACACAGAGCUGUGUGCUGACCUGUGCCUGAGGCUCCUGCGACACUGCGGCAGCUGCGUGAGUGCCAUCCGCACACACGCCAGCGCCUCGCUCUACCUGCUCAUGCGCCAGAACUUCGAGAUUGGCCAUAACUUUGCCCGCGUGAAGAUGCAGGUGACCAUGUCGCUGUCGUCCUUGGUGGGGACGGCACAGAACUUCAGCGAGGAGCAUCUGCGACGGUCCCUCAAAACCAUCCUCACCUACGCUGAGGAGGAUGCGGGGCUGCGGGACAGCACUUUCGCAGAGCAGGUCCAGGACCUGAUGUUCAACCUGCACAUGAUCCUGACUGACACGGUGAAGAUGAAAGAGCACCAGGAAGACCCCGAGAUGCUCAUCGACCUCAUGUACAGGAUAGCCCGGGGCUACCAGGGCUCACCAGACCUGCGGCUGACAUGGUUGCAGAACAUGGCGGGGAAGCACGCAGAGCUGGGCAACCACGCGGAGGCUGCCCAGUGCAUGGUGCAUGCGGCCGCCCUGGUAGCGGAGUAUCUGGCCCUGCUGGAGGACCGACGCCACCUGCCCGUGGGAUGCGUUUCCUUCCAGAACGUCUCAUCCAACGUGCUGGAAGAGUCUGCCAUCUCUGAUGACAUCCUGUCGCCCGACGAGGAGGGUUUCUGCUCUGGGAAGCACUUCACGGAGCUGGGGCUGGUGGGGUUGCUGGAGCAGGCGGCCACCUACUUCACCAUGGUGAGGCCUGGGACCUGCCCUGGGAGGGGGGCAUGA
Molecule: messenger RNA, 2066 nt
Organism: Carlito syrichta (Philippine tarsier)
Lineage: Eukaryota; Metazoa; Chordata; Mammalia; Primates; Tarsiidae
Gene: DOCK6
Product: dedicator of cytokinesis 6
Exons: 14
Coding region: 66-2066 (666 amino acids)
Biological process (GO): positive regulation of GTPase activity; small GTPase-mediated signal transduction
Cellular component (GO): cytosol
Molecular function (GO): guanyl-nucleotide exchange factor activity
Source: RefSeq, a predicted model, not a curated record